AUGAAAAUUUUUGGAGUACUAUUCUUAUGUUUUAUUGUUACAACACGAGGGGAAAAAAAUAUAAGCAGUCCAAGUGAUACACAGAAAACGAACACACAGGAAGUAAAGGAGAAAGAGAGUAACUUAACAAAAUUCGUGGUAGCAGAUGAAAAACAUCAUGAUCAAACCUUGGAAAAAAAUACAAGCAACAGAACAACAGCGGAAACGAAAAUAGGAUAUCUGGGAGAAGCAAAUGACGUUAGCAAUGUAGAGGAAGAAGCUACUAAAAUCAUCCGAAUGACUGACGGGAGAGAGGAAGUCAAAGAUACAAAUUUAGGGGACGAGCUAUUUCAGUCCAACCGUUCAAGUAUUAUGGUGAAGUUUGAAAAUAAUAUACAUUAUAUAAAUGACGAUCCUACUAAGGAUUACACGAAUGGAAGACCAUGUAUUUCUACAGCGGAAAAAAUGGAAGAAAUGAAAAAAGAAUGCGCAAAUUUAAAUGUCGAUGAAGUGGAAGCGUGUGAACAAGUGGAAGCAGAGUUGGCUGCAGAAGAGAAAGACAAUUAUAGUAACUAUUAUAAUACUGUAAAAGUUGAUCGUGGUAGCAAUAGCGACAUUCGUGGAGGGAAAGAUGAAGCACAGAAGGAUAAUGAUCCUUAUGUGGAUUCAAAUAUAAGAAAGAAAAUUAUAGAAAGGUCAUUAGAAGAAGACAGCAUGGACAAUAACACAAACAAUGGCCAUAGUGUAUCACUUGGCGAUGGGAGUGGAAGUAUCGGCAACACUGAUAAUGGGAGUGGAAGUAGCGGUAACAUUGAUAAUGGGAGUGGAGGUGAACUAGGGGGAGGUAAAAGGGCCAACCGUUUCAUAUAUGACAGCCCAUUGGGGAGUGAAAGCGGAAGUGGACAUUGGGAGCCGGAGGGGGAGAAAGAAGAAAAAGAAGUUACUGACUACAAUAAAGUUUUUAUGAAUUUCGAAAAAAAAUUUAGCAAGAUGGAGGAAGAGGGGGUAGAAGGGGGGGAAGGAGCAAGGUCUGAAGGGGGAGCGGGGGUAGAGGAGGACGGUGCGACACGUGCGAGUGACCGUUUUAGUGAGAACGGGGGAAAGCGAGAUAAUAUGAAUUGGUCAGGCGAAAAUACUAUAGCGAGUCAGAAAAAUGGUCCAGGUGAAAUGGGAAGCGACAGCAGAACCAUGGAGAAGAAAAAGAAUAAUAAAAAAAAAAAAGAUAACGACAUUCAGAAUAGCUGGAAUAAUAAAGAAAAGGAAAGAGAAAAGAAGGAUAGUAAAAUAACAAGUAUGGAAUAUAACAAUGAGUAUGAAAAAUUGAUAGUAAAUAAACCAGAAUCGAUAAAAUACUUUUUCGAGUUAUUAACAGAGAUAAUUAUAAUAAUAAAACUUGGUUUUAUGUACCGUUUUAUGAACUUUAUUAUACCAUUAAAGGAUGUAAUUAUAUCAAAAACAUUAGAUCAAGUAGAGUUGGCAUGUGUAACUAUGUUAUCAGUACAUCGUAUUGGGAGUCAAACAUAUAGAGAUGUAUACGGUAUUGUAUUAAUACUAUUCCUAUUAUAUUUAUUAAAAUAUAUUAUAAAAAAAUGCAUUUUUAAUAGAAAUAAACAAAAUGGAAAUAUGGUAAGAAAUAAACAAGGUGAUGAUAUAUAUGUUGAAAAUUUACUAAAAAGAAUUUUAUAUAAUGUGGAAAAGAAGAAAGGAUUAUCAGCAUACGAAAAUGUUUUACAUGAUAUUCUGGAUAAUACUGAUAAUCUAUUAGCGAAUAGUAAUAUUAUUAAUAAAGAAAAUAAAAAUAUAUAUACAGAUAUGCUAUCAAAUAUUAAUAAUAUUGGCAUUUUUACGUAUGUGUCUACUCAAGCUUUAAAGAAACUUAACCAGAAGUCAGAUAUUAUUAUUAACGAAUUAAUUGGAGGGGAGGCAGGAGCAGGGUUGAUGGAAGAUGACAGUAAACUUGAUAGACUUAGGAAUUUAAUGCUUAAUGAAUAUGAUGAGUACGAUUUAAAUAAAUUUAAGGACAAUCUGAUGAACAAUAACGAUCUGAUGAACAACAACGGGCUGAUAAACAACAACGGGCUGAUAAACAACAACGGGCUGAUAAACAAUAGCGAUCUGAUGAACAAUAGCGAUCUGAUGAACAAUAGCGAUCUGAUGAACAAUAACGAUCUGGUGAACAAUAGCGAUCUGAUGAACAAUAACGAUCUGAUGAACAACAACGAACGGAUAAAUAAUAGCGAAUUUAUGAACAAUAGUGAUCUGAUGAACAAUAGCGAAUUUAUGAACAAUAGCGAUCUGAUGAACAAUAGCGAAUUUAUGAACAACAACGAAUUUAUGAACAAUAGCGAAUUUAUAAACAAUAACGAGUAUAGUGAGAAUGGUCUAAAUAGCAAGUUAAGGUACAGUGUGUUACAACAGCACAAUGAAUAUAAUGAAAAUGCUAUUUCUCUAAAUUUUAUGGCAAAGUCAGGCAAUUUUGAAUAUAUCAACAAUAAUGAAAAUCCUAGUAUGAAGGGUACAGUACAAUUCUCAUACAAUGACAUUGGAAGAAACAACAAGAGCGACCUUUACUUCGAACAUCCCGCAAACAGGUUGACAAACAAGGUCGGCGGAACCAGCAAUGUUAGCGGUAACGUUAGAGGUAACGUUAGCGGUAACGUUAGCGGUAACGUUAGCGGAGGUAAUAAUAUUAACAGUGAUAAUAUAAGCAGCGAUAAUAAGGUUUCGAAUAUCGCUCCGCCAAAUGAACACAAGGAUGAGGGGGGAAAUGGAAUUUACUUUGACAAAGACUUAAAAGAAAAAAAUGAAAUGAAUCUAAUAAGCAAUAAAAGGAAUUCCUCUGUAAUGAUUAAACAUAUGAACACUAAUAGUAGCGUAAACAUCCCUAACGACCCAAACAACAUGGUAAAUGAUUUAAACAGUUCACCAUUAUACAAUAUCAACAGUAAUAGUAAUAGUAACAGUAAUAGUAAUAGUAAUAAUAAUAGUAAUAGUAAUAAUAAUAGUAAUAGUAAUAAUAAUAGUAAUAGUAAUAAUAAUAGUAAUAGUAAUAAUAAUAGUAAUAGUAAUAAUAAUAGUAAUAGUAAUAAUAAUAAUAAUAAUAAUAAUAAUAAUAAUAAUAAUAGUAACAAUAGUAGUAACAAUAAUAGUAACAAUAAUUGUAACAAUAAUUGUAACAAUAAUAGUAACAAUAGUAGUAACAAUAAUAGUAAUAAUAAUAGUAACAAUAGUAGUAACAAUAAUAGUAAUAAUAAUAGUAAUAAUAAUAAUAAUAAUUAUAAAUAUAAUUAUAAUAACUACGGCAUUAUGACUCGUCCGAAGGAAACUCACAGUUACCCCAAGAAAUUAAUUCAAACCAGUAAUACACCGGUAACCACAAACAGAAAGUCCAAUACCCUUGAGAACAACUUGGACAAGAAGAACUUUUACGCAAACGAAAAUGUAGUUAGCCCGAAUUUUGCGGUCGACGAUGCCAUGAAGAAUGUGGCCUCAACUCAGAACAAUGACGAAUUACGGAUGAGCACAAAUUUAAUGAACAACUUCGAAAACAAAAAUGAACAGGUAAGGCCCAAUGACGAAUUGACGAAUAAUUUGACAAGCUCGAAUUCCCCUUUUUUUACUGAUUCCAAAAACGGAACAGCAACUUUAGAGAGUGAGAACUUUAUACAGAAGACGGACGACCCGCAAAACUAUGCUCCGCCCGCGUUCUCAUAUAUGCCACCUGCACAUCAAGUACUGGAAAAUUCGUAUAACAGAAAUCAGAAAUACUUAACACAGAGAAAAGAACGCCAAAAAAUUGUUGCAACAAAAUCUCCCUUUAAUUAA
Messenger RNA from Plasmodium malariae, 3804 nucleotides. It is a transcript of the gene PSOP24, whose product is annotated as secreted ookinete protein, putative. The coding region runs from base 1 to 3804 and encodes 1267 amino acids. The transcript is spliced from 4 exons. Lineage: Eukaryota; Apicomplexa; Aconoidasida; Haemosporida; Plasmodiidae. The record is from RefSeq and is a predicted model, not a curated record.